Messenger RNA from Drosophila guanche, 1226 nucleotides. RefSeq names its product odorant receptor 67d (gene Or67d). Gene Ontology annotation, molecular function: olfactory receptor activity; odorant binding. Gene Ontology annotation, biological process: sensory perception of smell; detection of chemical stimulus involved in sensory perception of smell. The coding region runs from base 48 to 1220 and encodes 390 amino acids. Gene Ontology annotation, cellular component: plasma membrane. NCBI's taxonomy places the organism in Eukaryota, Metazoa, Arthropoda, Insecta, Diptera, Drosophilidae. The record is from RefSeq and is a predicted model, not a curated record. The transcript is spliced from 3 exons.
UUAAAGUUAAUCCCUCUAGAAACCAGUGAAAAAACUUCCAUAUAGCCAUGUCUGGGGUACCACUUGAACGUUACUGCAAGAUCAAUCGCACCAUUCGCUUCUGUGUGGGUAUCUGCGGCAAUGAUGUCAUUCCCGAGGACUAUCGCAUGUGGUGGCUCACCUACAUGGUCAUUGGUGCCAUUUUCUUCUUCUUUGGCUGCACAGUGUACACGGUGUAUGUGGGCGUUGUGCUCGAGGGAGAUCUCACAGUGAUACUCCAGGCCUUUGCCAUGGUUGGCUCUGCCGUGCAGGGCCUCACCAAGCUGCUGGUCACCGCCAGAAUGGCCGCUGAGGUGCGGCACAUCGAGCGCACCUACGAGUCCAUCUACCGGGAGUACGGGCAGCGGGGCGGGGACUACAGCAGAUGCCUGGAGCGGCGCAUCAAGACGACGUGGCACAUGCUGAUGGCCUUCAUGUGGGUGUACAUCGUGUUGGUGGGCGGUUUGAUUGCCUAUCCGUUCUUUUUUUUGAUCUUCUACCACGAGAAAACCCUCGUAAUGCAGUUCCGUGUGCCGUGGAUCGACGAGAGCACCGAUGGUGGCUACCUGAUGCUCAUUUCGACACACGUAAUUCUCCUGUCCUUUGGCGGCUUCGGCAACUUUGGCGGCGACAUGUAUUUGUUCCUUUUCAUUACCAAUGUGCCCACGCUGAAGGAUAUAUUCAAUGUCAAGUUGCAGGAAUUCAAUGCUGUGGUUGUACUGCGAAAGGACUACCAAAGGAUGAAGACUCAACUCUGGGAUUUGCUGGCCUGGCAUCAGCAGUAUGUGAGCAUUCUCCGAGCUACGGAGCGCAUCUACAGAAUCAUUUUGUUUGUCCAACUGUCCACCGGUUGUGUCAGCAUUCUCUGCACUAUAUCCUGCAUCUUCAUAGGCGCCUGGCCCGCAGCACCCAUUUAUCUGGUGUACUCCUUUAUAGGCAUGUACACCUUCUGCGGACUGGGCACCAUUGUGGAGAAUUCGAACGAGGACUUAACCACGGAGAUCUAUGCCAAUUGUUUGUGGUACGAGCUGCCUGUCAAGGAGCAAAAGUUGGUAAUUCUCAUGCUGGCCAAGUCCCAACACGAGAUCUCCCUUACCGCCGCCGAUGUGAUGCCGCUGUCCAUGAACACGGCCCUGCAGCUGACCAAGGGAAUCUAUAGCUUCAGCAUGAUGAUGAUUACAUAUUUGGGUUAUGAAAAAUAGAGAGGA